AUGUCAACCUAUAAGCUGCUCGCUUCUCAUUCUUCAUUUCCUUCUCUUCCUCUCCAUAUCUCCCUCUUGUCCAUAAUUCUCUUUUACAUAUCAGUGUCCCUUAGUCAUAUACUUCUCUUUAUUUAUUCACCUUCUCUCUUACUUUUUCUAUCUUAUUCUCCCCACUCAGUGAUUUUAUUCUUUUCUCCCACUUUACGUUUUAUUGUAUCGCUUCCCCUCUUCUCUAUAUCAUUAUUCAACUGUUAUAUCUUUUUUCUCUCUUUUUUCUUCCCCACUUUACUUCAUCAACAUCUUUCUAUUGUCUCUUAUUUAUUAUUCUCCUUCUCCUCCUCUUCUUUUAAUCUUUCUUCUUAUUUUCCAUUACACACUUUGCUUGCACCCUUUACUUCUCAUUCUUUCUCUCUUCCCGUCUUUUCUCUCAUGACCCACUCACUGUUUAUUUAUACUCUCUUUUUCUUCACUGAAUUCUUUUGCGGUUACUUUCUUUCAUUGUUUUUAUCUUAUUUCCUCCUCUUAUCUCCUCUUUUAUUUUCUCUCUCUAACUCACUCGUCCCUCUCUUCUUCUCCAUUCACUUUCUAUAUUCCCCCCUCUCUUUCUCACUCUCUCUCUCUCUCUCUUUCUCUCUUAUUUCCCGCCUCUUCUACAAUUACUCUUUUGCUCGCUAA
Messenger RNA from Acanthosepion pharaonis, 666 nucleotides. The record is from the annotation of a GenBank genome assembly. NCBI's taxonomy places the organism in Eukaryota, Metazoa, Mollusca, Cephalopoda, Sepiida, Sepiidae.